Molecule: messenger RNA, 535 nt
Organism: Trametes versicolor FP-101664 SS1
Lineage: Eukaryota; Fungi; Basidiomycota; Agaricomycetes; Polyporales; Polyporaceae
Exons: 1
Coding region: 131-385 (84 amino acids)
Source: RefSeq, a predicted model, not a curated record
CCUGUAUAACUUGCCACCCUUUGCCACCCUCCCGGGCCGUACAGCGAUCGAGCAUCGAGCACGCCCAUCGAAUAUCGGGGCGAUCGAAAGAAAGGUUCGAUUCGAUAGGCAGCCCACAGCGCGGCUGCAGAUGGGAUUGAUGCAGCACUCGGUGUCUCCGCCCGCCCAGCUCAGCGUCCCUGCGACCCCUGCCCUGCGCAAGGCCCGAGGCUCGGGACCCGGGGGCGCUGGCCCCGGGGGGACAAGGGGGCGCACGAGCACGCGCACAAGGAUCGAUCGCCACGCCCUUGCUCCUGUCCUGUCCUGGCCCGCCGUAGGUACCGUCGCCGUGGUUCCUGGAAACGGCGGCAGCGACGGGCGACGGGAGGGCGGGGGCGCUGGCUAAACGCAGCCGCGCCCGCGACGUUUCUGCGCCCGCCCGCGUACGGGUGGCGGGGCCUGGGCCUGGGCAUAUGGGGGAGAGCUGCGCCGACGUCACUUUGUUUGGCAAUGAGAGGGUGAGGGUAUGUUGCAGCCUGACGCGUGGUGCGCUUAG